AUGGGUGUUCUAGCUAAUCCCAGCGCAGCCUUACCGGAUCACUAUUCGCUGCUUCAACUAUGCGAAGAAUUGGCCGACGACGAAACUGAAAAUGAAGAAGUGAGUUGAUAUUGGCGACAUAUGUAUUAAAGUCCGAUCUAACAUCUUAUAGGAUAAGCUUGAGUCUCUUCUCAUACUGGACAGCUGCCUGAGAAAUCAUGACCGAUUGUCGAGAGAAAACGACGAUGAAACGGCCAUCAAGCAGUUAGCUCUAUGGGCAGCAAAAGCCAUACUACCUCAAGGCGACAUAAUCUCUCAGAAUGAGUCGCUGGAAGGCUAGUGUAUAACCUCAUCUCGUAUCUUUCGCCCGCUAAUUCAUUUCACAGAAGACUCAUCCUCAUCGCAAAAAGAGGCUCUCACUCUCAUCCGUCAAAAAGCUCAACUAGGUCUCAACUCCCUCAACAUACUAAUAACCCAACUCCCAUCUUCGCCUCCAAAAGAACUUCCAGAACCUAUCCUGCUCACUCUCAUCUCAUAUUCCUCACACUCACAGUACACAUCAUGGACCUCACCCCCUACAGCAGAAAUAAGCACCUCCCUACUCGCUCAGUACAAACACCAAACCCACACCCCAGCAUUCCAAAUAACCUACAUCCUCCAGACCAUCCUCCGUCCCCUCUUCAGCGCCUCAAAACCAGAGACUCUGACUUCCACCGGCCGAAAAGCCAUCACAUCCUCUGCUCCCGCCCGAGAAACCGGAACAGAAGAACUACAAAAAUCUCGGAAACCUUGGAAGUAUGAUGGUGUAUACGCAAUAUGCGUAUUCCGAUGGGUAGUAGAAAACACUCCAGUCCGUCUUCCCUCUCCCAAAUUAAAGAAACAGAACAUACACUAACCCCUCCCCCAGCGCGAAACAAUCCCCCAAACAUGGCACAACUUCACACCACCCCUCCUAACCCUCCUCGACGACCCAAGUACCCCCAUCCGAGUUCAAGGAGCCGAGAUCCUUUCCCUUUUCCUGCCAAACAUGAGUUCCACCCUCCUCACUCACUCAGGCCUAGGAGAGCUAUUCGAAGACGCACUCAUGCCCACACUGCUCUACCUCCCGAAUCUCACGCCCGUAGCAGAAUCCAUGCAACUCCUUCCCAGUGCUUACAAAGCACUAAUAGUCCUAUGUUCCACCCGUUUUCCCCAGAACUCUCCCGUGGGAUCAAAAGUGGCCGCGGAUAUCGUCUCUCUAACGUCCCCAAAAUCAGGGACAGACAAAGACCUCCAAACCACGCUAAAGAACGAACGAACCAAGUUCCUAGAUAGAAUAAUGCGAAGAGGCAUAUUCACAGGCUACACCCACGCCAUGGAACACCCUCCCAUCGUCUCAAUCCUGAUCUACUACCACCGCCUCCUGGCCGAGAAAAUGGGUAUAGAAAGCGUCAAGCAUCUCAAGGUACCAUUUUUCCCUACCCCGUACCCCGUAUCCCCAAGUCUUCCCCUAACUAACACCAACAGGACACCCUCCCCCUCCUCGCCACCCGCCUAACAUCCCCCUUCUCCACCCCCUCCCUCCUACACACCACCCUCCUCACCCUCCAAUCCACACUCCUAAACACCUGGCCGCGCCUCCUCACCCAAAAAGCCUACCGACUAGAAGUAAUAAAGAUGCUGAGUCUGUGUUGGAAGAACGUUUCCGAGACGAUGAUCGCAGGAGAGGAACUGGGGGAAGGUAUGGUGGAGGUAGAGCAGGUGUUGAAGGAAAUUAAAAUCACGGGGAGGAUUUUUAUGGCGGCCGCGAAGGGGGCGAGGGUCGAUUUGUCGGGGGAGGUGGGGGUGUUGGUUGAGAGUGUUCCGGGGAUGGGGGAGGUGUUUAGUUUGCACGGGUGA
This is a messenger RNA of Hymenoscyphus albidus, 1857 nucleotides long. The record is from the annotation of a GenBank genome assembly. NCBI's taxonomy places the organism in Eukaryota, Fungi, Ascomycota, Leotiomycetes, Helotiales, Helotiaceae.